Molecule: messenger RNA, 3986 nt
Organism: Dermochelys coriacea (leatherback sea turtle)
Lineage: Eukaryota; Metazoa; Chordata; Testudines; Dermochelyidae
Gene: PCED1A
Product: PC-esterase domain containing 1A
Exons: 8
Coding region: 1250-2725 (491 amino acids)
Source: RefSeq, a predicted model, not a curated record
GGAGCCAGAAGGGGUGCAGCCCUGCUUCUCUGCCCCCUGCUCCCUUCACGGCUCUCCUUGGAACAGCCGCAAGGCCACAGAGGAGCUGAAAAGCUCUUUCUUUCCCAUCAGCCUUCCAGGGGCAGGGCCAGAUCAGUGCCGGUCGGGGUCUGCGUGGUUCAAUAUCUGCACGUCCGGCCCAGUGCUCCAUGGUGCAGAGGUGGGAACGCUGGGCCAUGGCAAGCUUUGAGGUGGCUGCUGCCAACACCUGACCGCAGGCCAGAGGGUGUCUAAGGGGCUGGGCUUUAAUGGGCUGUCCCGGAAUGGGUGGAGGAGCCAGUGGAAAACAAGCAGGGCAGCUGGGUAAUUAAAGGCCCCAUUCACCCUGGCUCUGCUCCUUGUUCAUCCUUUGCCCCAGUGCCAGGGGGUGUCCCACACUACGCGGCAUGUCUCAGUGCAGGGCACAAAGCAGAGUCUGACUCCGAAUCCACUGCCUGGGUUCCCCUGGUCUCUGCCCUGCCUCCCACCCGGCAAGAAGCCCCUGGGAUGCAGGAGCAGCAGCCUCAGCACUCCGGGCAGAGAGGGUCCGUCCAUCCUCGCUGGGUCAGUGCCCAGGGCCUGGAUUCCCUCGAGAACUUGCUUUGUGUGGCUCUGUUAGUGUUCGGUUUGGAUUAAUGAAAUGGCGACAAAGCUAGACCAGCACAGAGCAGCUCGAAGCCGCUCUGAGCCGAAGGACUGACUUCUUUACUCAUGCCCCAGUUUUUACUACGUUCACGAGGGAACCUACAAUUUCCGUACCUGUUCUUGCCAGUUUCUUAUCUUGUUUUGAAUGACGUUUUCCACGAGUCUGCCAAACGUAGAGGCAUCGUGUGCUCGCUCUCCCUUGGUACCAGGUGUAUGGGGGCCAGACUUCGACAGGACCAAAUAUUUUGCCAUUAUGUCCCAUCCAGCCGUGGCAUGCUGCACCAUGGCCCAGUGUAACAGUUUGCGAAGCCUUCACGUAACACCGACCUUGUCCCUGACUGUUUCUACGGGUACCAGGGAGAGGGGUUGCCCGCAGCUUACCAGCUUGCUGGGCCCAAGUGCAAAGCAUGCUGGGAGGAUGGUCCAGACAUUUUUCUCAUAGCAGAAGUACAAAGGGUUUGGGGGAAACGUGACCUGAAUACACGUCAUAGUUACACAAACCACGAGCCCAAGAGCUGCUGUUGACACUGCACCUGAUCUUGGCUGACAGCUCUGUGUCUGGCCUCCCUGUGCUGCCCUCCUGGCGAUGGGGGGCAGCGUGCAGGCAGCCUGCGGAGGCCGCUCCCAGCGUGGGUGGAGGAGAAUGCAGGCCUCAGUUUCUUCUCUCUUCUUCGCUGAGCAGGGCUCUGCUUGCUGGGGAGCAGCCGCCUGCCGAGCCAUGGUCACUUUCUUCACACACGAAGUCCAGCAGCUACUGCACAACAAGUUCGUGGUGGUCGUGGGGGAUUCCAUCCAGCGAUCGGUUUACAAGGACCUGGUGUUGCUUUUGCAGAAGGAUGCUCUCCUCAGCCAGUCCCAGCUGAAAGCCAAGGGGGAGCUGAGAUUUGAGAACGACUGCCUGGUGGAAGGCGGCGUGCUGGGCGAGCUGACCAACGGCACCCAAUACAAGGAGGUACGGCAGUACCGCACGGACCAUCACCUGGUGCGCUUCUACUUUGUCACCCGCGUCUACUCCGACUACAUGGAGAGCAUCCUGGCCGACUUCCAGGCUGGGCCCCAGCCCGAUGUCGUCAUCAUCAACUCCUGCUUGUGGGACGUGAGCAGGUAUGGCCCCAAGUCCAUGAAGCAGUACCGGGUGAAUCUGGAGAAGGCCUUUAACCGCCUGGACAAGGUGCUGCCCCAUGCCUGCCUCCUGGUGUGGAACAUGACGAUGCCCGUGGGCCACAAAAUCAUCGGGGGCUUCCUCACCCCAGAGCUGCAGCACCGAGGCAAGAAGGUGUCCCACAAUGUGAUUGAGGGCAACUUCUACGGGGCCGUCCUGGCCAGCAGCCACCACUUCGACGUGCUGGACCUGCACUACUACUUCCGCUUCGAUGCGCACCACCGCAGCGGGGACGGCGUCCACUGGAACCGGGCUGUCCACCGCAGGAUCACCCACCUGCUGCUGGCCCACGUGGCCGACGCCUGGGGGGUCGAGAUCCCAGAGAAGAGACCCCAGGACGGUUGCUUUCAGGCAAACGCUCUGGAGUGGAGCUCGCGGCCCACCCCCUGCCCGGCGCCCCACGCUGCUCCGCCCUGCCCCUGGGGCUCUGGGCUCAGUCACGUCUCUGACUCUGCAGGGCCCGAGUGGGACAGCAGCUGCCUGUCCCGGACACCCCCGCCCAGCGCCUGCCCGCUGCCCCCUCCGCCACCCCGGCCCCCCUUCGACUUCUGCUGCCCCUCCGAGGAUCCCAUUUUCCAGGAAGACUCCCCCUUCCUCCCCAGCGAUGCGGGACCUGGCGCGCCCCUCUCCGGAUACAUCAGCUUCGACAACUGCCCCGGAUUCAGUGUGGAGGGUCCUGCCAGCGGCUUUCAAGCUUCCUGGGGCGCGCCGCAUGCUCUUCCGGGCCCAGGGCCCUUCCCUGGCUUCUCAGGAAACCCAGCACCCAGCUUCCCUCCGCACCCCCGGAGCCCGACCAGGAGAGGCCACGGUGGGCGCUCCCACGGCUUCAUAAUGAGGCGGCAGCUGGUGAGAUGGAGGUCUGGGCCCCCCUACAACAGGCCCCACUACAGUUGCUACUGAGGGGCCCUGGCAGCUGGGCGUGUCUCCCCGCGGGCGGGCGAGCUCCCUGCUAAGGGCUCGGCUCCGGUUCUGAACAGACUCGGGUAGGGUUGGCUUGGCGGUCUGCAGGUGCGUGCCGCGAUGAUGCACAUGGGCAUCGGAGGGCACCCUGGCCGGGAGCCAGCUACCACUCAGAUGGCUGAGUUAUUACAUUUAGUAUUUGGGGUGGGGGGCAGAGGUCUGUGAGGGCCUGGAGAGAAGGGGCUGUGAUCUGCCAGGUGCUCUGGCUCAGGUCAAACACCCUGCUAUUGGGCACAGCCGGGCUGGCUCCAGCUAGUGGAUGCUGGCGGGGAGGGUGGGGGUUGUUUCCUUUCCUGAGAGCUGGCUGUGCUGGGUCCCUUCCUUGGAGGCUCCCUGUGGACGGGCAGCUCAGGGAGCAUGGCACGCUGUGCCCAGUGACGGCGCUGGGAACAGGUCUAGGCAGAGUGUCCCAGCCCCGUGCUGGGGCCGGGAUACUGCAGCGCUGGGCACUGCCAUGGGAAGCACUCUGUAGGCCAGGCCCAUGAGGGGCGGAGGGCCCCAUCCUGCCAGGUGCUGGAGCCGGUGAGGAUUGGCAGCCACGUGGGGGAGGUGCUGAACGCCAGCCGUCUGCCAAGGGGCUGCGGCCUCGCCCAGGGGUUCCGUCUGUCUAGCCUGAGUCUCUCCCCAGCACUGAGUCCAAUUCCCCCAUCCCCAUCCGCUGCUGUUACAAACCUGCCCAGACGGGGCGGGCAGGGAGUGGCUUGCCCCUGCCAGGCUCCCUCCCCCGGACUGCCAUGGCUGUGAGCCGGCCGGUGGCCUCGCCGGUUCUCCAUGGGGUUCUCAGGGCUAGUUCAUGUUCCUUAAUUGUUGAUCUGUUUUCAGCUCCCUCCGUGGGGUGUUAUUUCACGAGGUGGGUCUGCAUUACAGCCCCCCGUGUCCCUUCCUGGGGGGUAGGCGGGUCAUGCUGCUCUGAGGUUGCUUUACACUGGCAGGCUGCGGGGCAGAGCCCUUGGUGGCUCAGUGCACUAAAACCCUCUAGCCCCAGCCCGACUCGCUAGCUAGUGGGCCCAGACCUGUGCUCAGCUGCACUGAGCCCAUCAAGUUGCACCAGCAAAACUGUGAGACGAGUCCCUUCCAGGCCAUCUGCCCGCAGGCCCGGGGGGGCCGUGGUGCUGGCACAGUGGUUAUUGACCAGGAAAUGCUGUUCAAGGCAAGUGUUCUGGUGUGUUCUGUUGACUUGUUAAUAAAGCUUUGACUAGUG